UAGCGUUCCACGAAUUGAGAUUAACGUAGCGGAUCCUGGGGUUUUUUUUCUUCGGGGGGGGGGAUAAACGUCUUUUUGCUUCAAGCUCCCUUAUCUGUCUGGGUCCGACAUAUCAAAUUUCUUUGUUGCGGUGACUCCUCAGUGCUCCGAGGACCCAAGAUUUUGCAGGUGUUAUCAUUGCAGCAUUUGUGUAGCUAUGGACGCCAUGACUACUGCAAUGUCUAUUCCAUCGGCGAGACUCUGCACUGUACCUGCUACUCGAAACCUCUCUUCCUCUGUCUCCUUCUCCACUGCAACUUCGCUUCUUCCGAAGGUCUCUGUUACACGCGGUGCAUCUGUUUCUUUAAUUCGAUGCAUUGCGGAGCCCGCUGAAAAGACAACUUACACCACGUCAGUAAAUAGGAAUGCGAAUAUCGCGAAGCUUCAGGCUGGUUAUCUCUUUCCUGAGAUUGCGAGAAGGCGAAACGCGCACAUUCAACGGUACCCCGAUGCUAAAGUUAUUAGCUUGGGUAUUGGUGACACUACUGAGCCAAUCCCAACAGUUAUCACUGGAGCUAUGGAAGCGAGGGCUCGAGCGCUGUCUACUCUUGAAGGUUACAGCGGAUACGGCGCCGAGCAAGGAGAAAAGCCAUUGCGUGCGGGUAUUGGUGCAGCAUUUUAUGCCGACCUUGGAAUUGAUGAAACUGAGAUUUUUGUCUCAGAUGGAGCAAAAUGUGAUAUCACGCGUUUGCAGCUUGUCUUUGGACCUAAUGUGACAAUGGCAGCGCAAGAUCCUUCAUACCCGGCUUAUGUAGAUACAAGUGUCAUGAUGGGACAAACUGGUCUGUUUCAAUCCGAUUCUCAACAGUACAGCAAGAUUCAGUACAUGAAGUGCACACCUGAGAAUGACUUCUUUCCAGACUUGUCCUCAACACCAAGAACAGAUAUCAUCUUUUUCUGCUCCCCUAAUAACCCCACCGGAGCGUCAGCUUCUCGCAAGCAAUUGGAAGAGCUUGUGGCCUUCGCUAAAAAGAAUGGAUCCAUUAUCGUAUACGACUCAGCUUAUGCUAUCUAUACCUCUGACGACAGCCCUAAAUCUAUUUACGAGAUCCCUGGUGCCAAGGAGUGUGCCAUCGAAACUGCCUCCUUCUCCAAGUACGCCGGGUUCACGGGAGUGCGGUUGGGAUGGACAGUAGUGCCCAAGGCCCUUAAAUUUGCUGAUGGCCAUCCAGUGCAUACUGAUUUCAAUCGUGUCAUGACCACGUGCUUUAAUGGUGCAUCCAACGUAGCGCAAGCAGGCGGCCUAGCCUGUGUCUCUUCUGAGGGUCUCAAGGCUAUGCAUGAAACUGUGAAAUUCUACAAGGAAAACACUAAAAUACUAGUGGAAACGUUCGAGUCGUUGGGUUUUAAGACAUUUGGUGGGAAGAAUGCUCCCUACGUGUGGGUACAAUUUCCAGGGAAGAGCUCAUGGGAUGUUUUCUCAGAGAUUUUGGAGCAAACACACAUCGUUACCACACCAGGAAGUGGAUUUGGGCCUGGUGGAGAAGGGUUCAUCAGAGCAAGUGCUUUUGGCCACAGAGAGAACAUUCUGGAAGCAUCAAGGCGCCUCAAGGAGUACUUCGGAAGCAAGAAAUGAGCGUGAAGUACUGUAGAACUGAAUAUUCUUUUACACGAUAACUGGCACAUGAGUCCUUAGACUUGCAAGUUCUUGAGUUUUGAUACCUUCAACCUUUCGCUUUAUAAUGCUUCAAAUUCAAGUUAUCUUUGAUUUGUAUGUUCACUUAAGCUACCUCAACGUCAAUAUUCUUUGCUUCCUCGAAGGAUUGUCCUGUA
Molecule: messenger RNA, 1812 nt
Organism: Physcomitrium patens
Lineage: Eukaryota; Viridiplantae; Streptophyta; Bryopsida; Funariales; Funariaceae
Source: RefSeq, a predicted model, not a curated record